Messenger RNA from Triticum turgidum subsp. durum (durum wheat), 684 nucleotides. The record is from the annotation of a GenBank genome assembly. Lineage: Eukaryota; Viridiplantae; Streptophyta; Magnoliopsida; Poales; Poaceae.
AUGAAGGAGCUCCGCGAGAUCACCGCCAACCACCCAUGGAACCUGAUGACGACGUCGGCGGACGAGGGCCAGUUCCUCAACAUGCUGCUCAAGCUCAUCGGCGCCAAGAAGACCAUGGAGAUCGGCGUCUACACCGGCUACUCCCUCCUCGCCACCGCGCUCGCCAUCCCCGACGACGGCACCGUAAGCUCCCUCACUUCUCCGCUCCCAGAUCCACCGCUCCCAAUUCACCAAGAAACUGAAACCGGAAUGAAACAGAUCUUGGCCAUGGACAUCAACCGCGAGAACUACGAGCUGGGGCUGCCGUGCAUCGAGAAGGCCGGCGUGGCGCACAAGAUCGACUUCCGCGAGGGCCCGGCGCUGCCGGUGCUGGACGCGCUGCUGGAGGACGAGGCCAACCACGGCACCUUCGACUUCGUCUUCGUGGACGCCGACAAGGACAACUACCUCAACUACCACGAGCGCCUCAUGAAGCUCGUCAAGCUCGGCGGCCUCCUCGGCUACGACAACACGCUCUGGAACGGCUCCGUCGUGCUCCCCGCCGACGCCCCCAUGCGCAAGUACAUCCGCUACUACCGCGACUUCGUCCUCGACCUCAACAAGGCCCUCGCCGCCGACCAGCGCGUCGAGAUCUGCCAGCUCCCCGUCGGCGACGGCAUCACCCUCUGCCGCCGCGCCAAGUGA